Messenger RNA from Amphibalanus amphitrite, 2564 nucleotides. RefSeq names its product dynein axonemal assembly factor 3-like. The transcript has a single exon. The record is from RefSeq and is a predicted model, not a curated record. Bases 190 to 2376 code for a protein of 728 amino acids. Lineage: Eukaryota; Metazoa; Arthropoda; Thecostraca; Balanomorpha; Balanidae. Gene Ontology annotation, biological process: motile cilium assembly; axonemal dynein complex assembly.
GACUCGAGUAUGGUAGUUGACGCCGGUUUGUUAUUCGGCUUGUUCGUUACAGGUUCCUUUGCCAAUGCCAGAAAUGGUUGGUCAGUGCAGUGCAUCGUUUUGAUUCAGUUUCAAGAAUCAGCACAGCUGUCUCGCCAUAUUUGAUCGGUGAAUCUGACGGUCGUUACCUGCCGCCUUCGGUCUUUGACAAUGGCUAUGGACGCCGCCAGCGCCAUGGGCUCAAUCGCCCUGUGGGGAUUCUCUCCGGCCAUCGACUUCACCGUGGAAGAUUCCAACCCGGGAGCCUUUGAGUUCUGGAACAAGGACGGGUGUGAUGCUGCUAGCGUUCUGUUCGCUGGCGUGCCCGAUCUGUGUCAUAUUCUUCAGAAUCUUCCAGAAGCGCUGCAUCACCCCAACCGACCGGUGGAUUUUUAUGUAUUAGAGAACAGCGUUGAGGUGUACGCCCGCCAGCUGCUGCUGCUCUGGCUGCUGUGUGAACCGGCCGAUAGUGUAGGCCUGCAGGAGAAGGUAUGGAUGUUCCUCGAGAUCGUCGGUAAUACUCUGAUUCGGCCGAGCACGGCCCGUUAUAUCGCCGAGACGGCCACAAAGCUGAUUGACCUGGUGACGGGCGGUGACGACUGCGCGGCGCUGCCGCUCGUCUCGCUCGCUGAGCUGCGCCACCGCGAGCGGGACCAGAUAGCAGCGGUGUUCCAGUUCUGGCGGUCCUCUGACCCCAAGAUAGACGUAGCGCACAUGUGGGACCUACGUCUGCGUCAGCAACUGGCUCAGCGGUACGACGCGCGCAGUGGUGUCUUCGACUGGGACUACUACAUGCGUCUCAAGGACCGCCUGGAAGUUGAGUUCGUUCAGCCGGAGGAGUACAAACACUGGCGCGAGACGGGUGUAGCGUUCAGACGGCCUGGCACCGAGCAGACGUGUCCGAACAAAACACUGGUGACGGUCCGUGCGCUCGGCCGGCCCGGCGAGCGGCAGCUGCGCCGCGGGUACUGGGGAGACAUCGUCUCUGGCCCCUACGCGCCUUUCGGUCUGCGCUCUGGUGACCCAAGCCUGGCGCGGAAGCAGAACGGUCGCUUAGUCGCCACGGCCGCCACAGUCAGCGCCGCUAACCUAGAGGCUCUCUUCAGUAGCAUGUCUUCAUCGCUAUCUACAGCCUCACACAUGCGGGUGCGGUUCCUACCAGCCGACGGCGGCGCGGCGCUGUCGCGUCGAGCGGCCUUCCGUGGCCGGUUCGCGGCGGCUGUGUUCUCCAGCGGUAUGAGUCACCUUCUGACGCCUCCUGUGACCGCCUGUCUGCGAGACGGUGCUACUGUGGCAGUGGAGACGGCUCGCUACGUGGUCUGUGUGACGGCAGAGCAGCAGGGAAGGCUCCUGGAGAGGUACGGCGAGCUGGCGGACACCGCCGACUGUCGACCGUUGAGAGAGAGUGACGGGGGUGAGGGAGGUGGAGAGGUGGGGGAGAUGAGCGGGGAACAAGAACCGGCAGAGAGAGCGGAAGAGAUGGAGAGGAAAGAGGACCAGUCGUCAAUGGGAGAGUCGGAGGCAGAUAGAUCUGGGAAAACUGCAGGAAUGAGCGAUGGCGAUCAGACGGAAGAAAGGCUGAAACCAAAAGAAAUAGCUCCUGUGUCUCAGCUGAAUGCUGGGUUAGAGAGCAGCAAGGCCGAAACGACUGUCACGGAAGAAGGCGACGAGUGCCAGCCUGCUGAUCAAGCCGAUGAAGGCAAACCGAUUACGGUCGGAAACGAACACGCCUCAAUCAAACCACCAGUGGACGUUGAUGCUGGCGAUCUCCCAAGAACAGUAGACUCUAAAGACGGCGACAAAGUAACUGAACUGGCAGAUAAUGUCCAACACUGUCAGCCGACAGGAACCGUAGAAAACGGUGCCGGAGAGCCGAAAAUCUCGGGCGCUGCGGCUGGUACCUGUGUUGGAGACGCUACACCUGACACUGCAGAACAGUUGGAGAGGUGUCCACUGCCUGUAAAAGACGCGAACGCUGAUGGGGAAGACAAGGUAACCUUCAAAAACGUUCUGGGACAAAAAGAGGGUAUAAGUCAGUCAACUGUGGCUGCCAGUGACUCCUCUUCUAGCGGUGUGGACAACGUGGAUCCAUCGAGGGCUCCUUCAAAGGACUCCUGUUCUGUCGGUGUGAACAAUGUGAACCCAUCUUCCGCCAGUGACCCGAGCUCUGAUGGAACCGACAGUAGAGAACCACCUUCCGCUAGUGACUCGCGUUCUACUGGUGUAGACAGUGUAAAAUCGACAGCCUCGGCGGCGCGGAGGUUCUGGGCAUCCGAUAAGCUAACUGCUCUCCCAGAGUGGGUGUGUUUCGUCAAGCGACGCGCCGAUGGGGUGGUCUCUGAUCUGCUCUCCUGGUAAAUGAUGGGUGUUUGAGGGGUGCAGUGGAGCUCACGCUUUUGUGUAUUGUGUAGCUGUUGGGUGAAAUAAUGCCGCGUUUUCAGUUUCAUUCGUUGUGUGUGGACGUUUUGCUGUAUGUGGGUCGUCGUUCUUCUCUAGAUGUCUUGAGAAUGAGAGGUAGCGGCUGCUGAAUACAUUUCAGCCUGAUG